AAGCUGACUGUAGGACGAUGGCGGUGAUGGAGGAGCUUCGCUGAAUUCGCUCCUCCUGUUUUUCUCCUUUCCCCCCAUCCGUUCUUCUCUUUCUAGCUCAGUAAAGACGAUAAACCAGCGCCGCCGGUUUGAUCGAACCUUCUCCACCUCCCUCCGUCUCCUGAGCCGAGACCAAGAUGGGGAACGAAGCGAGUAUGGAGGGCGGCGGGCAGCCCGGAGAGCCGGGAACCGCCGGGAUGAUGGGGUCGGUGAUGGCCGGAGGACCCGCAGCGGGACCGGGGACAGGACAGCAGAUGAAACCGGUUAACGGAGCCGCUGCCGGUGGAGGGAUGGGAGUCGGAGGCCCCGGGAUGGGAAUGACAAGGGGUCCAAUGGGUCCGAUGGGCAGCCCCAAACCAAGCAUACAACAGGGAGGUGGAGGAAUGGGAGGUAUGGGAGGAAUGGGAGGAGGUGGAAUAUGUGCAGGCAUGGGUGUUGGUGGAGGACUAGGAUCCAGAGGUGGAGAACCCUACCGCCUGGCCACUCAUGAGAGCCCAACUUCCCCACGACAUAUGCAGUCUGUCCAGGGCUCGGGUGUGACGCAGGGGGCGGGCUCCAGCCCCGGCAUGGGGCACGGUUCAGUGGGUCCCACCGUAAGAGGCCAUGGAGGUCAAAGUCCUGGUCAGCAUGCGUCCCGUCGAAACCUCCAAGUUGACUUCUCCAGUUCGGGUGGAUCCAGAACAGGCAGGUCUCCCUCUGUAUCUCCUGACCAUGGUGUGACACCCACCUCACCCUACUCGGUGCCCCAGAUCGCACCAAUGCCGAGCAGCAAACUGUGCCCAGUGUGCACCACCACAGAGCUCUCCAACCCCCCGGCUGUACCAAACUACAACACCUGCACCCAGUGUAAAGCCACCGUCUGCAACCAGUGUGGAUUCAACCCCAACCCGCACCUCACUGAGGUGCAGGAAUGGUUGUGUCUGAACUGUCAGAUGCAGAGGGCUCUUGGCAUUGACAUGACCACACCUCGCUCAAAGAGCCAACAGCAGAUCCACUCUCCAUCCCACCAAGCUAAACCCAUUGUCCAGCCUCAGCAGCCUGCACCUCAGCCAGCACAACCGGCAGCAAAAGUGCAGCCCGUACAUUUGGCACAGAGUCAGCCCACCCUGCAGCAGCAACAACAGCAACCACAAGCUCAACCCUACAGUCAAGCUCAACCCUACUCCAAGUCUCAGUCAUACAUCCAGUCUCAACACUAUCCACAGUCCCAGCCAGAGCAGUACCCUCCAUCACAGCCAGGGCUUCAGACUCAGCCUCAUGCACCCAUAGGCCUUCAGCCUCAUCCCCAACAGUACCCUCAGUCACAACCUGCGUUCCAGGCCCAGCCUCACUCUUCUCCGGACCUUCAGAGACAUCCAGGUCCUGGAGGCCUCCAGCGGCAGACAGGGCCUUCUCAGCAGGGGAUGAGGUCUGACCAAUAUUCACAGAAAAGUCCUGGAAUUCAAGGAGCAGUUGGAGGUCCUGGAGGAGGUGCCACUCAGCCUGGAGGCCCACGGAUUCCUCAUCCUGGUGCUGUACCCCUUCCUGGCUUGACGAAGGCGCCUUCCCAGCCUGAGCUGGGUCGUGGGUCUCCAAUGCACCAGUCUACAACAUGGCAUCAUGAGCAGACCAGAAGCGCUGGCUCAUCUCCAGCCCACAAGCCUCAGAGUCAUGGCCUUCCACCAGCUCAGGAUGGUCUGACAAAACUCUUUGGCUUUGGAGCAUCGCUGCUCAACCAGGCUAGUACUCUUAUAAAUGUAGAGCCCCUGUCCACAGCCUCUACACAGCCAAGUACUGCAAAAGGCAAGGUGGUCUUCAGUAAUGCAACUCCUGACAGCAGGCAGCAGCAACAACAAGGGGCACCUGGCACCAAACUGUUUGGAAUGGCAGGCACCCAUCCUCCAACGCAAAUGGGGAGCACUCGCACACCAAGUCAAAUGGGGGGCCCUAAUGCACAGAGCCAAAUGGGGGAUGCUCAAGUACCAAGCCAAAUGGGGGGCUCACAUCUACAAAGCCAAAUGGGGGUUUCACAACAUGUUUCAAGCCAAAUAGGAGCUCACCAAAUGGGUGGCCCUCAUCCACCCUCCCAGAAACAACAGCAGCCUCCCAUGCCCCACCAACAAGUAGGGGUGCCCCAACAGCAGCCCCUCGCACAUCAUCAAAAAAGGCCACAACAACAAGGACAACAAUAUCAACAAACAUCCCAGCAACCCCAAAAAGCCCUACAGAAGCAGGAGCCCAUGGUGGCCCCUGUGGUUGCUCCAGAGUCCGAGAAGCCAAAAGUGAACUGUCCUCUCUGUAAAACAGAGCUGAAUAUCGGCAGCGCCGACCCGCCAAAUUACAAUACCUGCACACAGUGUCACAGCCACGUGUGUAAUCUGUGUGGAUUCAACCCAACACCACAUCUGGUGGAGAAGAAAGAAUGGUUAUGUCUCAACUGCCAAACCCAGAGGCUGAUGGCCGGAGAGGGUCUUGAUGAACCCCCACUUCCUGUUCUUCAUCCAUCUCCCAAGCACCAGCCAAUGGGUUCGCCCCGUCACCAGGCUCCACCCAGUCAACAAAGUCCCCUCCACAAAGCCACCACUCAACAAGGGCCUAAGCCAACACAGCCCCAAACGCAGAAACCACAGCCCGGUCUGGGCACAACUGGACCAUUUGCACCUGUCAAACAGCCAACAGACACCAAGACCACAACACCAACUCCGGCUCCAGCACCGGCCCCCGAGACUCUGAAACAGUCCAAACCCACAGAAGACAAGCCCAAGAUUGAGCCAGAGACCCAAACUCCUAAAGAGACCAAACCCUCCCAGAGGAAAGGGGAGGCAGAUCAUCCAAACAAGGACAUCAAGAAGUCCAGACACUAUGAUGACACAAAGAAUAACAGUAGCCAUGACUUGUCACGCAGCCCUCAGAGUCUUAGCGACACCGGAUACUCUUCUGAUGGCAUCUCCAGUUCACACAGUGAAAUCACAGGUCUAAUCCAAGAAGAGGAGAUGAAGCUAAGUGAGAGGGGGAUCAGUGGGCGAGGAUCCCCACCAAGUCCGUCUGAAAUUAUCAAGUUAGAAAGCUCCAUGAGGCCUUUGUUGGAGAAAAGCUUCUCCGAAGAGAAGGCGGACAGAAGAGGGAGGAAGCACAGAGACAGGGACUUGGAUGACAGAGGAAAGCAGCGCCCACGCUCCUUGUCAAUCCCACCAGAUGCAUAUGACUCUGAUGAGGAAUUAGAGGAUAUACUGGAGGAAGAAGAAGAUGGAGGAGAGUGGGAGGGUAAACGUAAAGAAGGAAAGGAGGAGAAGAAGAAGAAGGAAAAAGAGGGUGAGCCCACAGAGAUGACUGAUGAGGAGUUCAUGAGGAGGCAGAUAAUGGAGAUGAGUGCUGAUGAAGACAAUGAGGAAGAUGAGGAGGAAGAGAUGGAGGAAGAAGAAGAUGAGGAAGAUGAAGGAUAUGGCUACCAGAAACCAAAAAAAAGCUACCAUAAACACAUAAUCUCUGAUUCUGCCAAAGACAAGAGACGCUUUCAGCAUCACUCCAGCAGUUUUGAGGAGGAAACUAAGAGUUCUACAGGAGUUUACAAAGGAUCAGUGGAGGAGGGUGAAGAUGUUAUGGCAUCACAAGGAGGGCUGAGGCGCUUCAAGACUAUUGAACUCAACAACACCAAUAGCUACAGUCGAGACAUAGAGCUGAGCAAUGAAAAUGACUUGAGCCUUGAUCGGGAACCAGAACUAGAGAUGGAGAGCCUGACUGGAUCACCCGAGGAGCGCUCCAGAGGUGAUUACUCCUCUACUCUACCGCCAACAUCAUCAUCAUAUGGCUCAGGCCAGUCUCCCACAUCUAUCUCUUCAAUGGAGGAGGACAGUGACAGCAGCCCCAGCAGGAGGCAAAGACUGGAAGAGGCAAAGCAGCAGAGGAAAGCACGCCAUCGUUCCCAUGGCCCUCUCCUCCCCACCAUUGAGGACUCUUCUGAGGAGGAGGAGCUGAGAGAGGAAGAGGAGCUUCUGAGGGAGCAGGAAAAGAUGAGGGAGGUUGAGCAACAGAGAAUAAGGAGUACGGCUCGAAAGACCAAGAGGGAUAAAGAGGAAUUGCGAGCUCAAAGGCGGAGGGAAAGGUCCAAGACACCACCAAGCAACCUCUCGCCCAUUGAAGACGCCUCUCCGACAGAAGAGCUGAGGCAAGCUGCAGAAAUGGAAGAGCUCCAUCGUUCUUCUGCUUCUGAAUAUUCUCCUCAGAGUCUGGACUCAGAAGCAGAAGGAUAUGAGUCCAAAAUCUACAAGUCGGGCAGUGAGUACAAUCUGCCGACCUUUAUGUCACUGUACUCGCCUAUAGAGAAAUCAUCAACCACAACAACCACCACAGUAUCAUCAUCAAUUUCUAAACCCCUGAAGAGUGCUGAAGAGGUGUAUGAGGAGAUGAUGAGGAAGGCAGAAAUGCUAAGAAAACAACAAAAACAACAACAGCAGCAACAUGGACGACAUGGCCAUUACUAUGAAGAGGAUGUUAAUGGCCAAGGUUAUGAUGAUGACUAUGAAUAUGAUCAAGACCAGACAGGAUAUGAUAAUGAGGCAGGAGAAACAGAUAUUGGAACAGAUAUUUAUGAGGAGAUCCGCCAAACAUCUCAGAACAUCACUAAGAUGCAGCAGGCCACUGAUGAGCAAGUAGAAAUUGAAAUUGAAAGUGCCUUCCCAGAGAAACACCUCCUCGACACAGGUUCAGCAUUUGCUAAACUGCUAGAGCAAAGCAAUGCUCUCCUAACUCCAGGGACCAGCCCCACCCAGAGCUCAGCUCCAGUCUCUUUUGCUGAGACUGGUGGACGAGUUCCUGAUGUACGGGUAACACAACACGUCUCCGCAAAGGAAGGGCAUAAAGACAGGAUCAAAAGUCAGGCCAGGAAAAAUGGAAUAACACCAACUGUGGCUGCUACAACCAUUGCAGCUUAUGGAGUUUAUGCUAGAGAUGCAGUCACUAUUUCACAGACCAGUUCAAGCCACACUGUGACAUCUACUCAAUCUGGACUAUAUGGCCGGCACACAGGAAGCCCUGCCACAUCUUCAACCACAGUUUCAAGUGUUUGCAGUAAGAUUGCUGAAAUUACCCAGGCCUAUAGUCAAAGGGAGGUGAUGACUAGAAGGGUAGGAGAGACCAGGGGUGUCCAAGCACGAGAAAGCUCAUCAUCUUCAACAGAAAGAAUUAUUGAGCCACGCUCUCCGAAGUAUACAACAUAUUACAGGAGCACCAGUCCUCCUCUUUCACCUUCGCCACCACUGCAGAGUCCCACCCGUUCACCCUCCAGAAGGGCUACAGUUGAGUUCUCUACCCAGACUUUAAACUCAGGAUUACGAAUGGAGACAGCGGGCUCUGUGCCUACAUCUCCUGUAAUGGCACAAGGAACACAAACAUCUCAUCGAUCAGUUUCUCCACGUUUGUACCGGCAGCAGUCUUCCCAGGAUGCUCCAUACUCUCCUCCACCAAGCCCAGCGAGACCAGUUACAGUCAAUACUGCUACUUCUCCCCUGUCUUCACCGACUCGAUUCAGCCGGCAAUCAACAUUUGAUACUUAUUCACCAUGUGGCAGCCCCCCAGACACUCCACCCUACCAACAGUCUCCUACACGGAGCUUCUAUCGAACCCAAAGGGUGGAGAAGGUGAAUGUCGGAACCAGUAUGGUCACCACAACUAGUACUUAUACCAGAGGUUCUGUGUCAAUGGAUAAUAUCUCCCUCUGUCGUAUAUCUACUGUACCAGGCACUUCUAGGGUAGAACAGGGCCAGAUGAUCCAAGGGAGAAGUGUUGUGGACCUUAGAACAGCCAGCAAAUCAGCACCAAUAAUUAUAACUGAUCAAGGCAUGGAUCUAACCUCCCUGGCCACUGAAAGCAGGAAAUACCUUGGUGGGUCAGAGAGUAGCAGACAUUCAACAAUUAUACAGCCACUAGUUAUGAAUCUGAAUGCCCAGGAAACACCCACACCAAACACUGUGAGUGUCACUGUGGCUGCUUCCAUGUUCAUUGCCCAGCCGAAACAGCCAACAGUAUAUGGAGAUCCCUAUCAAACCCGAGUAGAUCUGGGCCAGGGCAUGGGUUCAGCUGUGUGUCUUUCCCAGAGCAAACCGCCAAUUUCACCCCCAACUGAUCCAUCAAUACCAAAAAUUGAUGCCAAACUAGAAGAUCUCAGUAUACAACAGAAGGAACUACAAAAACAGCAAGAGAAGCUGCAAAAGCAGCAAGAACUGCUUGAACAGCAGCUGCAGCAACACCAUCAACUGCAGCAGCAGCAACAGGCAUCUGCUUUGGGCAGGUACAAUCUUACCCCCCAAAUCUCACCUUUACUGAAAAAAGACUUGCUAGUAAGCCAGACUACUACUUCUCCAGCUGUGGUGAGUGCUGUGUCCCCAGUUAUUAACCCUGAGCUGUAUGCAACUGGUCCAACUGAGCUGAAAGGGAAAGUGAGUCCUUCUGGUAUAAUGAGCCUGUCAGGGAGUAAAUCACCUCAUAGCAUGAUAGUACAAAUGGACAGUGGGACAGAACAGGCCAGGACAGUGACUCAGCUAGUAAAAGUAGAGGAAGGACAAGAUGCUAUGGAUCUCACUGGUAGCCAGAUUAAAGCAGACAGCCAGCUAGCUUGCUGUGAUGUUGUUUACCGACUUCCAUUUGGUGGAAGCUGUGUUGGUGGUCCUGAGAAAGAGGGCAUAAGGCCACCUUCUGCCCCACCCUUCACCUAUGAUUCUGACCAAGAAAGGCCACAGGCCAGGUACCAUGAGUAUCCACCGGAUGGACGGAAGGCCUAUACACUGCCUUUUCCUGGCAGACUCCAGCCUUCAAUGUCAGAUACAAACUUGGCUGAUGUUGGACUACAGUCCUACCAUUCCAGGAUAGACCCACACACCCAAGCCUCAGGAGAUCCUGGUGUGGAUCUGACUGCGAUGAGACAUGGCUAUGGUGCAGGAUAUAUGGGAAUGCAGUAUGGCUCCUAUACAGAUUUACGGCAUGGAGGAGACAUCGCAGCCCAAACACUACCUAUAAGAAGAUAUAAUUCUUUGUCUAAUAUCAGUUCAGAUUAUGGAUACACUGCACGAGAGAUAACAAGUUUUCAUGAAGCCAACUUGGCUCAGUACAGUGCCACAACGGCCCGUGAGAUCAGUCGGAUGUGUGCAGCCCUCAAUUCUAUGGAUCGGUAUGGAAGCAACCCAGAUUUAAUGCACUUUGGCAGUUUUGGAAGAGGAGCUGGACCUGGUACAUCAAGAUUUGCUGCAGGUUUAGGGAUACGACAAAAUCUUCUCUUUGGAGCAGAUGGUAAGACCAUGUCCCACAGUCAAGCACUAACUAACCUUAUUAAUGCCAGACAGGCCAGUCUCAGAGCCAUGUUCCCUGCAGCUAUCAGGUCCUCUGAUGGGAUGAUCUACUCCACAAUCCAGACCCCAAUUGCAUCUACAGUUCCCAUCACCACCCAGCCUGCUUCUGUUCUUUGCCCACUACUGAGAGGGGUCUAUAGACCAUACCCUUCUGCCAACAUGACACCUGUGCCUCUAUCAAGUCUUAGCAGAUUGCCAGUGAGUCCCAGAAUGCCUUUAUCUGGACAAGCUCCAGUCCGUUAUCCAACACCAGGUCUUUUGCAGACAACAUCUACCACUGACACAACAGCUGCUGUGACAACGUCAGCACCAAUAAGUGCCCUGGUGUCUGUUUCUAUGCCAACAACCUUCGCAGUCCAAGAUGAACCGGUCUACCUUGGUAAAGGUGCUACUGUGACCUCAUCAGCUGAGGUCCCUUCAACACAAGCGACAGUUGUCAUACCAACAGAGCCUCAACAGCAACCAAUAAAUCUGUCGCAGGCACACCUGAACAGUCAACAGCAACAACACAAGCAAGUGAUGACCACUCAGCAGCCAUCACAGCCUCCCCCAGCAGCCCAUGCCUAUCCACCUUCUGCUCCUUCACACACCCAUGGCUACACCCAACCUUCAGUAGGUGCUGCAGUUCCCACCUGUGGAUUGCCUGCUGCAGGGGGUCUUCCUCCCUUCCCUCCACCAGGUGCCAUACACAAGGAGGGUGAAACCGAAGCAGAGAGGCUGCACCGGCAGCAGGAGCAGCUUCUGCACAUGGAAAGAGAACGUGUGGAGUUGGAGAAACUCAGGCAAAUGCGUCUGCAGGAGGAACUGGAAAGAGAAAGAAUAGAGCUGAAGCUGCACAGGGAGAAGGAGCAGAUGCUGGUGCAGAGAGAACUGCAGGAGCUGCAAAACAUCAAAGAUCAGGUUCUACAGCAACAGCAGCAAGAGCGGGAGAAACAGCUGGUACUGCAGAGGGAGCAGCUGGCCCAGCAGAAGUCCCAGCUCGACCAGAUCCAGUCCUUACAGCACCAGCUCCAGCAGCAGCUCGUGGAGCAAAAGAGGCAAAAAACUGUCGUGGCUGCUGGCGCCGUCACCCACAGUGUGCAGCUGGAUGUGAGCGGCCAGCCUCUGCACCCCUAUGUUGACUCUCAGAUGGGCUCCCGCUCGCUCCCCACCUCCUCAUCAGACAUUUGUUUGAGAAGCCAGGAGGAGCACGUAGAGACCAGGAGCAGCAUGAGGAAACACAGCUCCAUGACUCGGCUGAGCAGGGACGGCGUUGAUGGAGACAGUGUGAUGUUCUACGGCUCCCACCGCAGAAUCAUGGACAGCUGUGUGCAGACGGAUGAUGAAGACGGAGAAGAAAGAUACAUGAUGCGCCCCCGCACAAGGAGACGUGGUCGUAGCGUUGACUGCUCUGUCCAGACAGACGAUGAUGAAGACAAAGCUGAGACCGAACAGCCAGUACGGCGAAGACGUUCACGGUACUCCCGACACUCAGAGUCCAGUGGAACUGGCAGCAGUACUGUCACCACGACUGCUGCAACUACUGACACCAAAACCGACACCCCCAAAAUGGUAUCCUCUAGUAUCGCCAUCCAAACCAUUAGGGAGAUAUCCUGCCAGACAGAAGUGGAGCACCUAGGAAGAGUCUCUCCAGCAAUCCAUGUUACAGUACCAGACCCAAGUAAAGUUGAGAUUGUACACUACAUCUCUGGACCAGAAAGGACUCAAAAAGGGCAAUCUCUUGCAUGCCAGACUGACCCAGAGGUCCAGUCCCAAGGCAUAGUGGCACCCCAGCUCAGCGUGCCAACUACAGUCAGCCCUUAUUCUUCCUCCACUGGUACUGGAGCUCAACAGUCAAGUUCUGCCAGCCUCUUAAACCAGCAACGCCAGCAGCAGAUUGCAGCAAAUGCAGCCAAGUUUGACCGACACCGUCCUGACCCACUUGACAUUGAUUACCAGCCUCACAAUCACUUGCACAAUGAGUCCAUCUCUAGUAUCAUCCGCCACCAGCAAGCAACUCCCAAAUCUCCACAAGUUCUUUACUCUCCAGUUUCCCCAGUAUCCCCUCACUGCCUGCUGGAGACUUCCUUGUCCAGUGAAAGGCUGAACAAGGCCCAUAUCACCCCUCAACAAAAGUCCUAUACAGCUGAAUCCCCCCACCGCCAUCCGUCUGUACCACGACCCAUCAAGAGCACCCAAAGAUCCAUGUCAGACCCCAAGCCCCUCAGCCCCACCACCGAUGAGCACACCAAGGCCAGGUUGUCCUUGUAUCAACAGCAAGCACUCCAGAACCAGCUGGCAGCCCUACAGCAGAGCUCCUUGCUCCGCAAGGUAAAGCGGACCCUGCCCAGCCCUCCUCCAGAUGAGACUACCUCAGCUCACCUGCCCAUGAUGACGCCUGCCCUCCAACAGGUCUACCUGCCCUCUGUGCCCAGCCUCAAGCCCAGCUCCAGGUCCGGUCUGGCUGCCAAAGCCAGCCUCCUCAAAGACCUCACCCAUGAGCUCAAAGCAGUUGAGCAAGAGUCGACCAAGCUCCGGAAGCAGCAAGCUGAACUGGAGGAGGAAGAGAAAGAAAUUGAUGCAAAACUGAGAUAUUUGGAGCUGGGGAUCCACCAAAGGAAAGAGACCCUGGUUAAGGAGAGAGAGAGGAGGGAUAUUGCUUACUUGAGGUGUAUGGGGGAUACCAGGGACUACAUGUCUGAUAGUGAGUUGAAUAACUUACGAUUAGCAGCUGCAGCUGCAUCACAUGAGACCAAUGGGCUACUGACCACAAGGCCAAGCACUGCCCCGCUCAGUCAAUUUGCCAGUGAUCUCAACACAGCAGCACAGUACCCACCCACUUCAUCCUUCCACUCCUGUCAGUAUCCGCAGAGCCAGCCAGUGCCACCAACUCAACAGUCCAAUGCACCAUACCAGUCCUCAACUUUCAGUCAGCCUCCUUAUCCCACAGUGUCUCAGUCCCAGGCAUUGCCGCAGCCCACACCUCUCCAGAGCCACGCUCCACCUCCAGGAUCAUCCUAUCAGUCUCAAACCUCCUACCCUUCCCACAUUUACCCUCAAACUCAGCCCCCAUACCCCCAGACAGACAUAGGAUUAGCAGGUGCACCUCAGCCCCAGCCAGGGCACACUGGUUUUGCCCCUGCACCACCUGGUCAGCCCCCAUACCCCACCCAUAGCUCACCUUAUCCCAGUGCUGUGUCCUCCUACUCAAGCCAAACCACUCCAUAUCCUGGACAGCCCCAAGCAGAAAUCUUGACAAUCCAUCCAGGGAGGCCCAGGCAGACAUCACUAGCUGAUCUUGAGCACAAGAUGCCCACCAACUAUGAGACUAUCAGCAACCCUACAGUAGUGGUCACCACCAUGGCCCAGGAUGCCACGUAUUCCAGUGCAGCCCCUUGUUACGGCCAGUACACUGGAGCAACAACUAUGGCCAGCUCUUAUGGACUCUAUGGCUCAGCACCAGUAUCAAGCUAUGGCAGUUACUCCUCCAUACCAUCCAGUACUUAUGGCCAGUACACUUCAGCUUCAGCUAGUUCAUAUGGCCAGUACACUACAACCACUGCAAAUACAUAUGGUUACACCACCACCACAGCCAGUUCUUAUGGACAGUACACUUCCACAGUUUCCAAUGCAUAUGGACUUAACGUAGACAGCCCUUCCACCUACAGCACAGCUGAUGGGAUGUACGGGGUGCCUGGUUUAGAGCAAAAUAUCCCAAGGAACUACAUGAUGAUUGAUGACGUGAGUGAGCUGACGGCAAAAGAUGGGCUGGGCACAACAACAGGGGACAUGAUGCAUCAUGGCGGCAGUGGGCGUUACCUGGGUGACAUCCAUGGCCACAGCAGCACCACUGGCAGCGCAGCACGUGGGGGAACCUGCGGCUCCUCAUACAGCAGGACAGCAGAGGAAGAAGCAGCGAUGCAGGAAGAGCUGUACGACCACCAUGGCAGGGGUAAGAGCAGCUACAGGCACGGACCACUAGGGGGCAGCAGCAGCAGUGUGAGCACUAGCCUGGGUGGGGGAUCCCCCUAUUUCUAUGACUACGACUACAAACAUGGCAGCAUUCGCUCUGGGGUACAGAAACCAUUGUCUGCAAGAAGCCUUCUGGCUCCUGCUGUCAUUUCCUCCAAGCGCAGCAAGCACAGGAAACUGGGGAGCAUGGAGCAGAAAAUCUCUAAGUUUUCCCCCAUUGAGGAGGCUCGGGAUGUUGAGGCAGACCUGGCCUCCUAUUCCUCUGCAGCUAGCGGGGCUUAUGCUUCCUCCAACAUUCGAGGGCGCCAGUUGAUUGAAGACUAUGGCUUUAAGAGGAGUACUUUCGAGGGCACUAGUGGCAGCACACAUGGUAGCCGUUACUAUGGUAUGGUGAUGGAUGAUGAUGAUCGGAUUUAUUACACCUCAACCGGCCGCUCCCGUUCCACUGGCUAUGGCAUGGACAAGAUCUCAGCCAGGGACUACGCUGGCUACCGCAGCAGAUCCUAUGAGAGAGACGACCGCGCCUACCGCUCUGGCUACAGCCGGGGGCGUCACCCAACCCGGCAGUACUCUGAGGAGGAGAGCCUAAUGAGUCCUUUGGGAAAAUUCAUGGGUUCUGGACGAUCAUCGAGCUUAGGUCCCGAUCCAUAUGACAGUCGCAGCAGUAGAUAUCAUUACUAUUACGGCAAUUGCGGUUCCAGCCACUCGCUGCCAGACGUACAAGACCACAUACGGGACCUUCCCCGGACACACGUCUACAAAUCGGAUGAUACAUAUGUUAUAGAUGAUUAUCAUUGCGCUGUGUCAGACAGUGAAGCCUACCAUCUGGGCCAGGAAGAGACCGACUGGUUUGAGAAGCCGCGCUCCAGUUCUCGUCACUACGGCAGCAGCCACUCAUCUGGGAGGAGCCGCCACGCUGUCAAACACACCUACCAUGAUUAUGAUGACCCUCCUGAGGAGGACCUCUGGCCCCAGGAUGACUACGGUCAUGGAGGGCGACACUCCUCGUCCCGUGAUCACCGGCACCAUGGAGGCUCCAGCCGGCACUCGUCCUCCUCACGUCACACAGAUGAACAGAGGUCCUCUAGGUCAUCCAAGGGGCACCUCAAAGACCCAUCGAUGCGCCAUGAUCCUUCAGGAUGCUCUUUAUCUUCAGGAAGACGUGGCGAAUCACGGUCAGGAGGGUACCACACGUCGGAUUACUCCAGGGAUCCCUCCAUGCACCACCACAGCCAGCGCUCCUCCAGACAGGGAGAUCCUCAUCGGUCGUCACGCAGCAAGUCUCAACAAUCCGUUGACCUGCAGGGCCAACCAGGCUCCUCCAGGUCAGGCAGCAGCUCGGCACGAGGGCAGGGUCCCGCUGGAGGCCCUCAAGGAUCAGGACGACAGGGUGGUUCAAACUCACAGACAGACGGAGCUCCAGGACAGCGGACCCAACUCCAACAGCAAACCCAGUCAUCAGCGGCUCGGCCCGGGCAGCCCGGGGUGGUGACGUCCACCAGCCCCCAACAACAGCAGCCAGCAGCUCAGGGUCAAGGUGUGGGCAUGGGGGUCGGCCAGGCCAAGCCGGGACAGAUGGGCCCGGCUGGUGGCACUGCAGGGCUGUCCAAGCAGGCAGGUCCAGCAGGACUUACACCAGCCCCCAUGAGCAAGAUUGACAUUCCUCCAGUGACAGCCAUUGGAGCAAAGGCAGCACCAAUGAUGGCGAAAACCGCCCAGCCCCCCCUAACAGGCAUAGGCUCCAAAGCAGCUCCGAGGCCAGGUGGGAUCGGCAGCGCCACAGCAGGUCAGCCUGGUAUGGAGGGAGACAGCAUGUUGUCCAAAAUCCUGCCUGGAGGAGCUGCUGAACAGGCCGGGAAACUGGGAGAAGCUAUCUCCGGUUUUGGCAAGAAGUUCACCUCUUUAUUCUGAGCUGCUAACAUUAAGGACUGUGUAAUUGUCUAACAAUGAAAAUCACGAGACGUUGUACCAGAAAAACCUGUGAAGUUCCCCCUGCUUUUGUUUUACUAAAAGAGAGAGGAAGGAGAGAGAGAGAGAGAGAGAGAGCGAGAGAGAGAGAGAGAGAGAGAAGGACACGGGAUGAAGAGAGCUGAGCAUGCUGAUCGUUCAAAAGACUUCACCCAGCACCCACAGCUCAAAAAACUGAGCUCAUCCUGGUCCUGAAAACCAACCUGUAGCAGUGAGAUGGGCUUUACUCAACAAGAGAA
Thalassophryne amazonica is the source of this 13516-nucleotide messenger RNA. RefSeq names its product protein bassoon-like. Gene Ontology annotation, molecular function: structural constituent of presynaptic active zone; metal ion binding. Gene Ontology annotation, cellular component: glutamatergic synapse; cytoskeleton of presynaptic active zone; axon. The record is from RefSeq and is a predicted model, not a curated record. Gene Ontology annotation, biological process: protein localization to synapse; presynaptic active zone assembly. Lineage: Eukaryota; Metazoa; Chordata; Actinopteri; Batrachoidiformes; Batrachoididae.